AUGACAGAACCAGAUAAUUCAAUUAUAAAAUCACCAAAAAGAGAACAAGAAUUAGUUAAAGAACCAGUGAUACCUUCUACACCUGAAAGAAAGAAACGUUCAUCAUCAAUUACAUCAGAUUCUAAUAAUAAUGAUGAUAAAAAACAAGAAGAUAUAAUACCUCAAACACCUCCAUCUCAAAGAAGGAAAUUAUCAAUUGGUAAUUUCCAAUCACCAGGUGAUCUUAUACCAAAUUUACCACCAACUACACCUUCAUUAAAUUCAUCAGGUAAAUUUAGAUUAUCAAAUGUUCCACAAACUCCAUUUUCUGGUAAGACUAAUACAGAUUUAACAACAUCACCUUUAAAAUCACCAUCACAAUUUCAUAGAGAUGAUCAAGAAGAAUUAGAAAAACCUCCAAUUAGACAAAUUUCUUCAACUUUAAAAGCAAGGUUAAGUUAUGCAUUUGUUAAAUAUCAACAUGGUUGGGCUAAUCAAUCUUUAGAUGAAUUAGAAAAAAAUGUAAUGAAUAAAGAUUCUGAUUUAGAUGAACCAUUCCAUGAAUUAGUAUCUUCACAGAGAAAAGGGGAUCCUAAAACAUAUGAAGAAUUUUGGGAUAGUACACAACAACAACAACAGAAUCAUCUUCAAGUUAAAUCAUCACCACGUAAAAAUAAAUCACCAUCAAAAAUUACAAAACCAAAUUCAAAUAAUUUACUUAAAUCCCCAACAAAGAUUAAAAUUGAUCAUUCUCUUCAUAUAAAUGAAUUUGAAAAUGAUGAUGGUUCAGCAAAUAGAGCAUUUUUACAAGCUAUAUCAAAAUCAAGAUCACCUAAAAAAAGACCAAAUUUACAAACCAAUUUAAGAAUAGAUGCAAAUAAAUUUCAACAAGAUAAGAAUCAAAACCCUGAGGCAGAAGCUAUAGAAAGUUUAAUGUCAUUAUCAUCACCUCAAAGUUUUAAAUCUAAAUUAGAAUUAAAUACUUCAAAUCAACAACAUUUACCAAAGCAAAAAUUAUCAUUUGGAGAAAGUUUAUCAAGUCAUUCAAAUUCAAGUUCACAACAUCAAUCAGUACCUAAUAAUGAUAAUGCUAUUGAAACUGAUAGUGAUACAGAAUAUGAAGAAUCAAAUACUACGGAUGAAGAAGAUAUUUCAACUCAAGAAUUAUCUCAAACUUCACAAGGUUCUCAAACAAUACAACAACCUUCUUCAAAUGAUACGAAUGCUGAUACGAAUGUUGAAACAGAUGAAGAAGUUGAUAUAAGGACUGAUAGUAAUCCAGAUUCUUAA
Molecule: messenger RNA, 1269 nt
Organism: Hansenula ciferrii
Lineage: Eukaryota; Fungi; Ascomycota; Saccharomycetes; Phaffomycetales; Wickerhamomycetaceae
Gene: WHI5
Product: transcriptional repressor WHI5
Exons: 1
Coding region: 1-1269 (422 amino acids)
Cellular component (GO): SBF transcription complex; cytoplasm
Molecular function (GO): transcription coregulator activity
Source: RefSeq, a predicted model, not a curated record